AUGGAUGUUGAUGAUGAAACCAGAUUGAGGAAUGUGUUUUGGGCAGAUGCCUAUAGUAGAGCUGCAUAUGAAUCAUUUGGUGAUGUAAUAACUUUCGACACGACGUACUUGACCAAUGCAUACAAAAUGCCAUUUGCUCCUUUUGUGGGAGUUAAUAAUCAUGGUCAAUCAAUUUUAUUUGGAUGUGGCCUGAUUUCUGGAGAGGAUACGGACACAUUCAUUUGGUUAUUUGAAUCAUGGCUUAAAUGCAUGAAUGGCCACGCACCACAAGCCAUAAUAACAGACCAAGAUAAAGCUAUGCAAAAUGCAAUUGCAAAGGUGUUUUCGAAAUCUCGAAAUCGAUUUUGCUUGUGGCAUAUAAUGAAAAAAGUUUCCGAGAAAUUUGGAGCGUACAGUCAAUACGAUGAUAUUAAAAGUCAGCGGCACAGGUGUGUUUAUGACAUGUUGAGUCGUGAUGAAUUCGACAAGUGUUGGCAGCAACUUCUUGACAGUUUUGAUCUGCAUGAUCAUUCAUGGCUUGAGUGGUUAUAUUCUGAGCGUCAUCUAUGGGUGCCAGCGUACAUCAAGAAUGACUUUUGGGUAGGAAUGUCAUCUACUCAGAGAAGCGAGGGUAUGAAUGCGUUCUUUGAUGAUUACAUAAAUUCAAAGACAACUUUAAAACAUGUCAUCCGUGUGUUGACACUCCAUGAUAAGGAAGAGGUGCCUGCAAAAUAUGUACUUGAUAGGUGGAGGAAGGACCUGAAACGAGAUUACACACUUGUCCAAAGUAGUCGUGAUGAUUUGAGUUAUAGCCCAAAUGCACACCGAAUGAAUAAAUUGAACAAGGCUUGUUACGAUAUUUCUUCAAUUGCAGGCACCUCAGAUGAAGGUUGUGCGAAGGUAACAAAUGGGUCUGAAAAAUUAAAAAGUCAUGUUGCUGCUCGCAGUAAAGGUAGGCCAGUUUCUAAGAGGAAACAAUCAUCAGCUGAGAAGGCAGUUAAUUGGUUGAAAGCAAGAAAGACUCAAAGGCUAAGUCAGAAGAAUAGGUCACGCCUAGAUAGAACCGUUGUCGCAGAUGUUGGCUCGCUUAGCUUGCUUGACCAUGAUUUUCCUAGAGCCUGUACUGCUCAAUCAACUAUGGUACAACCGUCUUUCCAACUCUUGGAUGAUAUUAACUCUUAUGCUACUCCUACACCGAUAUCCAUCCAUUCAUUAGCACUAUUUUGCAAGGAAGCUGUUACAUUGAAGUAG
Molecule: messenger RNA, 1230 nt
Organism: Juglans microcarpa x Juglans regia
Lineage: Eukaryota; Viridiplantae; Streptophyta; Magnoliopsida; Fagales; Juglandaceae
Product: protein FAR1-RELATED SEQUENCE 5-like
Exons: 7
Coding region: 1-1230 (409 amino acids)
Biological process (GO): regulation of DNA-templated transcription
Source: RefSeq, a predicted model, not a curated record